CACUAUGCAAAACAUGAACACGGGCAGCACACAGUGAAUAGAGCAAGCAAGCAUGAGCGCACAGUCGGGAGGAAUAAUGGUUCCGAGCCCUGCUUCCAGCGAGGCGGCGCCGGCAUCGCACGGCGGCGUAGCAAAGCACUCUGCUCCUGCAGCAGCACCAACUACUGGUGCUCCUGUCCUUAACACCACCACUAGGCAGCAGACCGCGAGCUCGGCGGCCCCCGCGGAGCACCAGCGGCACGCUCGCGGUCACCAACACCACCAACACCAACACCGCAGCCGCCACCACCGUAAUUGGCUUGCGCGGCUUCGCGGCUCGUUCCAAGCCUGCCUCACGCCGCCCCCAUUUGCCAGAGAGGCCGCCGAGGGUCGUGGUGAAGGCUUUGUUGCCGCUGCUGGCGUGACGCGCUCCGCCGAGGCGCAACACCAGAAGCAGCACCCACGCCAGCACCUCUCGCGCCGCGCCGAUGCGGCAGCUGCCCUGGCGCCGGAGCCCGCAGGACCGCACUUGCCAAUGGCGGCAGAAGCGCCAUCUGGGUCAGCCGGCGGGGGCGGCAACGGCGGCGGCGGCAGUAGCGACGGCGCCGCCGCGCCGCAGCCGCAGCCGCCACCACCGCCUGCUGCCCGACCCGCCGGUGGCGGCUCAAUGCCUGCAGCCUCACCAUUCGCCGCCGCCGCGACGCGCACCGCAGCAGGUGCUACAGCCAUUGAUACAGCCGCUACAGCCGCCGCCGGCGUGCCGCCGCGGCCGCCGACGCCCAUACCGGACGACGACACGGGACUGCUGCUGCCGAGGCGCUACAGCAGCCAAUCAGCCGCCAGCGGCGGCGCCGGGUUUGGCGGCGGCCCCGUGUUCGUACCGCUGCGUAAGGCUGGCAGCUCCGGCCGCGUGUCCGCUGACGGUUAUGGCAGCCGCCGCAACAGCGGGCUGCGUGGCGGCGGGGCUGACGGCGGCGGCGGCGGUGGCGGCGGCACUGGCGGCGCCGCCAGUCCUGCUGCCGGCGGUGGGCGCAGUGUACGGCCGCGGCUGGGCGAUAUACGUGAUGACGCCGUACCCGAGAUCUUCAGCUUUGAGGAGGAUGAGGAGCGCGGCAGUAGUGGUGGCAUUAGCAGCAGUGACCGUGGAAGUGGCGGCGGCGGGGGUGGCCUGCUAGCAUCGGGCGGCGGCAGCGGCGGCGGCGGCAACUUCAUUCCUGACCCACGAGCCGAGCCGGCGCCGCCGCUACUGCCGCCGUCGGGGCUACAGCGCUCGCAUCAACAUAAGCAUCCAGAUCAGCACCAGCAGCAUCACCAAGAGCAACAGCACCACCGCCGCCAGCAGUUGCCAAACCAGCACACGCACUACCAGGCGCCGGCGACGACGGCACCGCCGCCGUUUGAGCUGCUGCAGCCGAGUCUGCCGCCGAUGUCGCCUGACCGACCCACAUCGCAACAGCGGGCGGCGGCGGCGGCCAGUGCCGCAGGUGCCACUGCGGCCGCUCCCCACGCCGCAGGCGGCCAACCACCACAACAGCCGCAAUACCAGCAUUCCCUGUCGUCGCAACCCCAGCCGAGGCUACAGCCGCAGCAACCCUACCCCCUGCCGCUGUCGCAGCCCCACCAAAAGCUACAGCCUCCACAGCAGCAGCCCCCACAGCAGCUACAGCCGCUGGGAUCGCAGGAGCUGUCGGCGGCACUGGCGACGGCGCUCAACCUGCCGCCGCCUCCGCGCUUCGCACACGCCGGCGCCGCCGCCUCGUCGGCCGGCGCCGCCGGCGCCCUGCCCCAUUGCGACCCGGCAACCUUCUUCUACGAAAGCCCAGCCCCCAGCCCCACACGCCGCCGCUCGCCCUCGCCGGCCCCCGCCGACGCUAGCGGCGCAGCCGCAAUUGGCGCCGACUCUAGCGGCGCCGCCGCACCCACCCCGCUCAGCAGCAGCCCUCGAACCGCUGGCGGCGGUGGCGGUACGGGCGGCUCUGCCGUACUUACGAGCGCCAGCGCCGCCACCUCGCAUCCCGGCGACCUAGCCGAGCAGAUGCAACGCAGCUUCCUGCCGCACGGCGGCGGUGUUCACGGCGACGGCGGUUAUGGUUGCUACAGCGGCGGUUAUGGUGGUUACGGCGGCGCCGGCGUGGGGGCGCGGGGAAAUGCCGUGGACGUGCAUUCGCAGCGUCUGUAUCCGGCGGGGGCAGCGGCGGCUGGCGGCUCCCACGAGUGGGGUGGGGCGCCAUUGGCGGGUGUAGCGGCGGGGGUGGGAGCAGUAGGAGCGGAGGGUGAUGGCGGCGGCCGCCUGAGCCGCGGCGGCAGCAGUAGCGACUUCAGCGGCGCGGGGUUCGAAGAUGAGGACGGGGAGCAAGGGAAGGAAGAUGUACAGCGGGGAAUUGUGGGUGGCGGUGGCACCAGGCAAGCAGCCGCCCCUGCUCCCGCGGAGGCGGAGAAUACGAUGCAGUCGGAGGCGGCGGAGACGGGGAAGGAGGAGGAGGUGCGAGGUAGUGGGCGGCGGCGGCGCCCUGAUGAGGGCCUUACCGGCAGCGAUGGCGGCGGCGGCGGCGGCGGCAGCACCACCACCAGCUCUGCCAGCAGCACCACCAGUAGCCCUGAAAGCGAGGGGGAGGCAGAGCAAGAGCGCGAGCAGGAUGCAGCCGAGGGUGACGCAGCCGGCGGCGACAGCGGCGGCGGCGACAGUGGCGGCGGCGGCGGCUGGCUUGGCUUUAUCCGGCGCCGCCGCCGCUCCCGCCAUCACCGCCGUCAUCGUCACGUCGACCGGGAUGCGGAAGCGGCAGCAGCCGCAGCCACCGAGGCGGACGCGGCGGCGCAGCCGCCGCCAGGCCCCGAAGGCGAAGUAGCGGCGGCGGCGCAGCCGCCAUCAUCUUCUCGUGCCCGGCUGGCGGCGGCGGCGGCACGGCUGAUGGGACCGGCGCUGACAGCGCGGGCGGCGGCGGCGCUGGGGCCGCGCACACUGGCGGCGGUGUUGGAGCACGUGCUGGGGCCGGAGCGCACCGCGCAGACGGUGAACCACAUAGGUCCGGACGCGGCCGCCGCCAUCGUGCGGCACAUGGGUGGCGGCGUCGCCAGCAGUACGGCAGCCGCCAUGGGGAUGAGCCGUACGGCGGCGCUGGUGUCUGGUCUGGGCAGCAGUUCGGCGGGUCAGCUGGUGGCAGCGAUGGGUCCGGAGCUGGCGGCGGCGGUGGUUGGAGAUAUGGGCGCCGCCGCCGCCGCCGAGCUGGUUUCAAUGCUGGGGCCGGUACUGGCGGCGGAGCUCGCGGCGGAGCUUGGGCCCGGCUUCACCGCGCAGCUCGUAACGCAGAUGCUGCAGCUUCCCAACACUGAUAAUGGCAUUACAGAGGAGGAGAAAACGAAGGAGAAUGAGCAACAGCACCAACAGGAGAAGCAGCAACAGCAGGAUAAUGAGCAAGAAGCGACGGAGCGCACGGAGGAGAGGCAGGGUGGCGGCGGCCCCAGUGGCCCGGAGGCCGCCGGCAGUGGCGGCGGCGCCGCCGUCACAACCGCUGCCGGCACGGGCUCGCUGACGUCAGUGGCGUCUGGUCUGGUCGGCGGCAUGGGUCCGCAGCUGACGGCGGCGGUGGCGGCGGCGAUGGGCCCGGCGCUCACAGCUGACAUUGUGCGGGGCGUGGGUCCGCAGGCCACGGCGGACCUGGUCCGGCAGUUGGGUCCGGAACGUGUGGCGGCCCUGGUGGCGGCGAUGGAGCGGCAGCUGCGCACGCCGCCGCCGCCACACCCGCCUGACGCGGCAGCUGCUGCGGAGCCGGCGGCGGCGGAUUCGGGCGAGAACAUUAACGGACCUGACAGCGGCGGCGGCAGUGGAGGCGGAAGUGCGCCGCCGGGAACCCACGGGUCCAUGGCGGCAACUGUGGCAGUAGUGGGGGGUGGCGCUAGUCCUGAUGCAGGUGGCGGUGGCGGCAAGGCGCCGCCACUUGCACAUGACGCACCGGCUGUAGCUGGAGCAGUAGCUGAUGGAGCCGGAGGCGCCGGAGGCGGCGGCGCCGGUGGCAGUAGCAGUAGCAUCAACGGAGACGGAAGCGGCGGCGGCGGCCUGACGGCGGCGCUGGUGGCAACAAUGGGCGCUGGUCUGGUCGGGUCUCUGGUGUGCUGUAUGGGUCCGGAGCUGACGUCUGGUCUGGUGGCGGCGAUGGGUCCGGCGCUGACGGGUCAGCUGGUCCGGGAGUUUGGGCCGGACCUGACAGCAGGCAUUGUGGCCGCGAUGGGCCUGCCGGCAACCGCGGAGCUGGUCGUGGGCCGCAGCAGCAGUAGCAGCGACGGAGCGGCGGCGGCGGCGGCAGCAGCAGCAGCAGCAGCCGGCACGGAGGCUGCUGGGGGCGCCGCUGGCGGCGGUAGCAGUAGCAGCAGUAGCAGCAGUGGCAGCAGUGGCAGCAGUAACAGCAGUAGCAGCAGUAGCAGCAGUAGCAGCAGUAGCAGUGGGGGCAGUGGGGGCAGGUGCUGCUGCAUGGGCCCAGAGCUCACGGCACAGCUGGUGGCGGCGUUCGGGCCGCGCCUGACUGCUGACAUCGUGGCGGCCCUGGGUGUGCCCGCCGUCUGCCUCCUGGUGACGCGGGAGUUUGGGGUGGCGGCCACGUGUGCCCUGGUGGGGGCCAUGGGCGGUGGCGAGGUGGGGCGGCUAGUGGCGGCGAUGAUGGCACGGCGCGCGCCUGUGCCGCCGGCGGUCGCGACGGAGCCGCCGCCGCCGCCGCCGCCGCCAGCCGCGGCACCCGCAGCCGCAGCGCCUGCCCCCGCCCAGGCGGAGGAUGCUGCCGUUGCCACCGCCGCGGCCGGCGCCGUGACCUCUUUGGCACCGGCAACGCCAGCAGUGCCAGCACCAACUUCGUCGCCUUGCGAGCCGAUGGAAAACAGCACAUCCAUGGCGGAUACUGCUGCUGUUCCGCUGCCGGCGGCGCUGGUCCGGUGCAUGGGUCCCGAGAUCACGGGUGCUCUGGUGCGCGGCUUCGGAGGCGACGUGGCGGCGGAGGUGGUACGACAGUUGGGCCCGAGCCGUACGGCGGCGCUGGUGGCGGCGAUGGGGCCGGAGGCGGCGGCGGGGAUCGUGGCGGCGGCGGGGCCUGGCGGCGCCAUUGCGGACGUGGUGCGGCGCCUGGGCCCGGCGGCGACGGCGGAGCUGACGGCGGUGAUGGGUCCGGGCCUAGCAGCGGAGGUUGUGGCGGUGCUGGGGGCGUGCGGCGUGGCGGAGUUGGUGAAAGGCAUGGGCCCUGGCCUGACGGUGGCGGUGGCGGCGGCUCUGGGUCCCGGUCUUAACGCGGCGCUGGGGCUGCGGCUGGGAGGGAAGGUUGUUGCGGCGGUGGCGCCGCCGGCGCUGGUGGCGGCGGCGGGCGCGGUGGUGGCGCUGGCGGCGGCGCCAGUUGCGCUGGCGGGGAUUGCGCUGGCGGCGCCACUGGCGCUGGUGGGGGCGGCGGCAGGGCUGCGGGGGGAGGGCCCGCUGCCGCUCCACGCGCAGCCGCAGCAGCCACCCCUGGAGCAGCAAGAGAAGUAGAACAUGUGCUGUACUUGUUGGUUCAAAUCGCACUACGUUAUCAUGAAUGGGUAGACGGCUGCGUGGUACAGUUGGUGAGAACUGCUGCUGCAGCGGUUUGCGCCGUGCCGGCACUCGGUCGCCGCAUCCAGAUGGCCGUGCUACUGAGACUUGAGGGGAGUUGGGGCAAUCAGAAGCCGUCAGGAGCCGUCGGUCGUGGGGUGUACAAUAACGAACAGCUUGUUGGCAAGAGUGACUUGGGUGAGGAGUAGGGAGUAAGGGAAUAGGAAGUCGGGAGUAGGGACGGUUUGUGGAAGCUUUAUGGAUGAGGCGCCUGCACGGGCCGGAAUGGCACUGAAGAGAUGGUCCCUUCGUGUCCCUUCUUGUGAUGUCGCUGUUCUGCAUUCACGAGGUGGUCGCUUCACGCGUGUAUGCAGGUCAUGCAAGCCUGCACGCGGCAUGCCGUGGUGUAGGAGCCAGUAGCGCAGAGUAAGGGAGGCACAGCGAGGCAGCACAAACAAGGCAUGCCUCGGUCCUCCGAACCGUA
Molecule: messenger RNA, 6008 nt
Organism: Chlamydomonas reinhardtii
Lineage: Eukaryota; Viridiplantae; Chlorophyta; Chlorophyceae; Chlamydomonadales; Chlamydomonadaceae
Exons: 7
Coding region: 77-5482 (1801 amino acids)
Biological process (GO): negative regulation of cell adhesion
Cellular component (GO): plasma membrane
Source: RefSeq, a predicted model, not a curated record